This is a messenger RNA of Phoenix dactylifera (date palm), 1376 nucleotides long. Its product is annotated as GEM-like protein 1. The record is from RefSeq and is a predicted model, not a curated record. NCBI's taxonomy places the organism in Eukaryota, Viridiplantae, Streptophyta, Magnoliopsida, Arecales, Arecaceae.
AAGCCGCGAAUCCCCGCGGUUGCGGUGAAACAACGCGUCAGCGCCGGACUCUCGCGGCAUCACAGACCCUGCGGGUUUCUGGAUCCAGGCGCUCCCCCUCGCCAUUGUCCUGCUUCCUGCGGAAUCCAAUCGAAGAGUAAUGGAUUCGUAUAAAAGCUAGGGAGCUUUUCCCCCGGUCCCCCAAAGGCUCGCUCGCGGAAAGAAAGAAGAUAGCGGGAAAGGGGAGAAGAGAGAUGGAAGGCAAGCAGGAGGGUCGGUGGGGUGCUUGGGCGAUGGGCACGCCGGCGGCACCCCAGGCCCACCAGGCCAACCAGCAGGCUGCCACCUGGGUCUCCGUCGAUUACAUCCCCUCCUCCUCCUCCUCCUUCCCCCAAGCCACCGCCUCCGCCCGCUACAUGAACAACUCCGUCCCUCCGUCCGCCUCAUCCGACCACGUUGGUGGUGGUGGGGGCAACGGUGGCAACCCUUAUGUGCAUGUGUCCCCUGCCCCCGGAUCCACCGGUCCGACGGAGAUGAUCCUCAGAAUGCUGAACCGGUGCGGCAAGAAGCUGGAAGACCACGGCAGGAAAGCAGGGGACGCCGCCGGAAACGUCUGGCACCACCUUAAAACUGGUCCUAGUGUUACCAACGCAGCCAUGGCUAGGCUUGCACAAGGAACAAAAGUGCUUGCAGAAGGUGGACGUGACAAGGUUUUUCAGCAGACAUUUGGUAUUCUUCCAGGAGAACAACUGAAAAAUGCAUAUGCUUGUUAUCUCUCUACUUCAUCAGGCCCGGUGAUAGGAACUCUUUAUAUAUCCACAAGAAGGCUUGCUUUUUGUAGUGAUAAACCUCUCUGCCACAAUGUCUCCGAAGUUCAGCAGGAGUGGAUCUAUUACCAGGUUGUUGUGGGACUGGAGCAGCUGAGAUCAGUUAAUUCUUCAGCUAAUGUUGGGAACCCUGCAGAGAAAUACAUCCAGAUCAUUACCAUGGACAACCAUGAAUUCUGGUUCAUGGGCUUUGUAUCAUAUGAUAAAGCCUUGAAGAAUCUCAGGGAAGCUCUACAGCAUUCCGAUUGAUUUGGCUCUAAUAUACAUUGCUAAAGUUACCAUCCUUCAACAUCUGAUCAGAAUGCUGGCAGUUCACGGGGAGGACUGAUGGAAUUUGGUUUGAAUGCAUCAUGUUGUAAGAACAUAUUUACAGUGUGUUAUAUGCAUAGACAGUUUGAGACCUCCAUGGAUGUAUAAAAGCAUAUGAUUUCCCACAAUAUCACUGCUUUGGGGAAUGACAUGCUGCACAUAAAAUGAUAUGAAGCAUGAUUCCCCACAAUAUCACUGUUUUGGAGAAUGACAUGCUGCACAUAAAAUGAUAAGAAAUUUUGUGUUAACAAGCUUGCAAAA